AUGAAAGGUGUGAGCGACGAAGGUGCAUCUGGAUUACAUUCACCAAUGCCGGGAGUUGUAAAUCGGGUGGAAGUUGUACCCGGGGACCAAGUCGUCAAGGGGCAAACGUUGGUUGUCAUGAUCGCCAUGAAAAUGGAGUAUGUCAUUAAAGCUCCGUCAGCGGGACUGGUGGAGAAGGUUUUCCACAAAGCCGGUGACAAUGUCGCAAGGGGGACUGAACUCGUGCGAUUGAAGACGGACCAGUCGAGGGAGAAAAAGUUAUACUACGUGGUGGAUGCCAGCCUACCAUUAUCUAAGCUUGUAUUGAUGACUUAUUUUGAAUUAUGUCGGUAUUUCUUAGCAGUGUGUCUCCUGUCCAGAGCAGCAGCUAUGGAAUUGGGUAAUCGAUGA
Molecule: messenger RNA, 390 nt
Organism: Notodromas monacha
Lineage: Eukaryota; Metazoa; Arthropoda; Ostracoda; Podocopida; Cyprididae
Source: the annotation of a GenBank genome assembly